This is a messenger RNA of Drosophila montana, 2064 nucleotides long. RefSeq names its product Ance-5 (gene Ance-5). Lineage: Eukaryota; Metazoa; Arthropoda; Insecta; Diptera; Drosophilidae. Gene Ontology annotation, biological process: proteolysis. The transcript is spliced from 6 exons. Gene Ontology annotation, cellular component: plasma membrane. The coding region runs from base 115 to 2004 and encodes 629 amino acids. Gene Ontology annotation, molecular function: peptidyl-dipeptidase activity; metallopeptidase activity. The record is from RefSeq and is a predicted model, not a curated record.
AUAAAGUAUAAAUUUGAAAAAAAAAUAACAACGCAUUUUCGGGUUUAGCGUGAUAAGCGCCGAGUUAUCUGCAGCAGCAACAGCAGCUCAAGGGAACUCUAUCCAAUCUCCGCGAUGCUGUGGCAGCAGCUCCUUCUCCUUCUCCUGCUGGCCGUUGCGGCCUGCCGGGCCACGCCCAGUUCGAAUCAUACCGCCCGCUAUGAGGAGUCGACGCUGCGUAUACUUGAUGCGGCCACGGAGCGUAUGCGCGGCAUUUGGGAUAUGCGCAGGCGCAUCUUUCUGCAGCUCACCUCGAAGGGCAAGUCGCCGUUGGGCGGCCAGGCGCCCAGCAAGCAGGAGGUGGAAACGGAAACGUAUAAGCUGGCGUUUGAGCUGGCGGCCAAUUUGAGCGUUGUGCCCGUGGAACAGCUGAGGGAUCCGCAGCUGCGACGUCGCGUCCAGCGUCUGGCCAAGCUGCAGCUGCAGGGCCUGCGGCCGGCGGACUACGAGCAGGCCAAGGAUCUGCUGCGCGCCAUGCAGAAUUUCAUCAGCGGCUCGCUGGUCUGCACCCACGACGACUGCUCCGCCCGCCGGCCCCUGGCCAUGUAUCCGCAGAUCUACAAUCAGAAUAUGCGCAGCAAGAGCUACGAGGAUCUCAAGCUCAACUGGUACAGCUGGCGCAGCGCCAUCAAUGACAAGGACACCGCCAAGUCCACCUUCAUCGACUAUGUCCGUCUGCUGCGCAUCGCGGCCACCUACAAUGGGCAUGUGACGCCAUCGCGCACCUGGUACCUAUACUAUGACACCGAGAACUUUCAGGCCGAGAUGGAGGAGGUUAUCUGGGAGAUAAUGCCGCUGUAUCGGGAAAUGCAUGCCUAUUUGAGGCACUCGGCGAUGCUGGCCUAUCCGAAGGCCAACUUCAAGGAUGAUGGCGCCAUUUCGGCGCCCGUCUUGGAACAGAUGUUGUCGCAGGCAUGGUAUUCGCAUCAGAUCUUUCGCUCGCCGUAUCCCAAGGAUCAGCUGCCGUCGGUGCAUCAUCGGCUGGAGGAGGUGCUGGUGACGCCCGUCAAGAUCAACAAGAAGGCAACCGAAUUCUUCGAGUCCCUGGGCCUGAAUCACAUGUCCGACGGCUUCUAUGAGCGCUACUCGCGGCGCAUGAACGACGACGAGGGCGGGCCGGACUGCAAGUCGCAGGUGUACUACUUUCCGCCGGAUGUGGCGCUGCGCUACUGCCCCAAGCUCGACUACAAGAAGAUGAUGCAGAUCCAUGGCACCAUGGCCGAGCUGCAGUAUAAUAUUUACAAGCGGGAGCUGCCCUUCGGCCUGGACACGGAACCGUGUCCGGGCUUUGGCGCCGCACUCGGCGAGACCGCCGUCCUGGCGUCGGGCACGCCGCGUCACCUGCACCGCCUGCACAUUCUGUUGAACGAGAGUCUCACCGAGAAUCAAUCGCUCAAUCGUCUGUUCCGGAUGGGCGUCCAUACGCUGCUGGCCGUGCCGCAGUAUUUCAUCAACGACAAGUUUCUGGUGGAUGUGAUGGACGGACGCAUUGGUGUCCAGGAUUACAAUUGCGCCUUCUGGCGUUUGCAGGACAAAUUCGCGGGCGUACAGCCGCCCAUUUGGCGCUCCGCCAAGGACUUUGAUCUCGACUUUAAAUUCUAUCGCGGCAUGCAGCCGGAACGCUCCAAUACCAGAAAGUUCAUCACGGAGAUUCUGGGCUUUCAGUUCUAUCGCGCCUUCUGCCUGGCCAGCGGCCAGUACAAGCCCGGAGAUCCCAGCUAUCCGCUGCACAACUGCGACUUCUACGACAGCAAGGAGGCCGGCGCCCUGCUCCGCGAGAUGAUGCAGCUGGGCGCCACCCGGCACUGGCGCGACAUUAUGCACAUUGCCACCGGGGAACGUAAACUGAGUGGGCGUGGCGUCUUGGAAUACUUUGCGCCGCUCUUCACCUGGCUAAAGGAGCGCAACAUGCAGCUGGAAAUCGAGCCCGGCUGGGAUGCCGAUGAGCUUUGUCGCAAGGAAUAGGAAUUGGAGCACAUUUAUCUGGGUGAACCUAUCAAAAAUAUUCAUAAAAAUUAAAUUUCU